GCACAUCAGAUCCCCUAGGACUAGAGUUACAGACACUUGUGAGCAGCCUCGUGGGUACUGAGAAGCGAACCCUGGGCCCUCUGGAAGAGCAGCUGGUGCUCUUAACCUCUGACCAACUCUGCAGACCCUACUAGAUGCUGAGCAGAUUAUCGGGAUUAGCAAAUAAUGUUUUGCAUGAACUAUCAGGCGAUUACACUGACUGGAAUUUGAUGGCUUCCUCAGAAGCUGAAUUACCCCAGGAAUCUGCCAUGGAAUCGAAUAAUAGCACUCAAGAGGAUGUCCUGGAUCGCCUGGCUGAUGCAGAGAAGUUAGUGGUGGAGCUCAAAGAUCUCAUUAGUCAGAAGGAUGCUCAACUCCAGCAGAAGGACGAAGCUCUGCAGGAGGAAAAAAAAGCUGCUGAAAACAAAAUUAAAAAUAUAAAACUUCAUGCAAAGGCCAAGAUCAUGUCCUUGAACAAACACAUAGAAGAAAUGAAGGCGCAAGGAGGGGCUGCUCUGCCUCCAGAAGCCCAGGCGGAAGAGCUGCUCUCCAAGCAUGAUAAGAGUUUAACAGAAGAAGAGAUGAAAGUAGAAAAAAUAAAGCAUGAACUCCAGGAGAAGGAGAAAAUAAUUAGCAGUUUGCAAGCCCAGCUGGAGCAGGCACAGUCAGAACAAGCCUCGCAGUUGGAUAAGAGCUCUGCAGAGAUGGAAGACUUCGUCCUGAUGAAGCAGCAGCUCCAAGAACAGGAAGAACUCAUCAGCACUCUGAAAACACAGCUCAGCCAGACACAGGCAGAGCAAGCUGCCCAGUUGAGUUCCAUGCAGCAGGUGGUCCGAGAGAAAGACGCCCGCUUUGAAACACAGGUUCGUCUCCACGAAGAUGAGCUCCUUCAGUUAGUAACCCAGUCAGAUGUGGAAACAGAGAUGCAACAGAAAUUGAGGGUGAUGCAAAGGAAGUUGGAGGAACAUGAAGAGGCCUUGCUGGGCCGUGCUCAGGUUGUGGACCUGCUGCAGAAGGAGCUGACUUCAGCAGAACAGAGAAACCAGGUUCUUUCACAGCAGCUACAGCUGUUAGAGGCUGAACAUAGUACUUUAAAGAAUACCGUGGAAACAGAAAGACAGGAGUCCAAGAUCCUGAUGGAAAAAGUAGAACUCGAAGUGGCAGAGAGAAAGUUAUCCUUCCAUAACCUGCAGGAAGAGAUGUAUCAGCUUCAGGGACAGUUGGAGCGAGCAGGCCAAGCCCAGGCUGACCUGGAGACGCAGUACAGUACCCUCCAGCAAAGACAUAAGACAGAAAUGGAGGAGAAGACGGCUUUCAUUUUGAUUCUUCAAAAGAAUGAGCAAGAGCUGCAGUCUGCCUGUGACGCUCUGAAAGAGGAGAACUCAAAGCUGCUUCAGGAGAAACGUGAACAGGCUGCUCAGUCGGCCCAGGCCAUGCAGCACCUGGAAGAUCAACUCCAGCAAAAAUCUAAAGAAAUUAGCCAACUUGUAAAUAAACCAAGCUUGCAAAAACAUGAAACAGCAUCUCAGACUUCUUUACCAGAUGUUUAUACUGAGGGUGACCAGGCAGUCACGGAGGAGACUGUCGCCUCUUUACAGAAGAGAGUGGUAGAGCUGGAGAAUGAGAGGGGAGCCUUGCUCCUUAGCUCUGUAGAGCUGGAGGAGUUGAAAGCUGAGAACGAAAAACUCUCUUCUCGGAUUACUCUUCUGGAGGCUCAGACUAGAGCAGGGGAAGCUGAUGGUACGGUCCAUGAGGUCAGCACAGCUGAUAUUACUUUGCUCAACAGGAGCAAUUCUUCUACUGAAGAAAGUAGACAGGAUGUCCUAGAGAACACAUUUUCUCAGAAACAUAAAGAGCUAUCAGUUUUAUUAUUGGAAAUGAAGGAAGCCCAGGAGGAAAUUGCAUUUCUUAAGUCACAGCUACAGGGCAAGAGGCCUGAGGGGGACUAUGAGGUCCUUGACCGGAAAGAGGCACAGCUGAUGGAGAGUGAAGCACUGCCCUCAGUUACAACACAAGAUGUCCUCUGUGCACCCAGCGAGGAGAGCAGCAUCCCAGCAGCUGAAGAGGAACAGGCAGGCAUGAAAGAUCAGCAUCGAACAUCUGAGGCAGGAUCUCUAAAUGACACCGGAAUGCAACUGGACUCCCCAAAGCUGGACACUGUGGACAAAUCUCUCUCCGUACCACCUGUCUGUCAUUGUCAUCAGGGCGAACUGGAAAGGCUGAAAACUCAAGUUGUGGAGCUUGAGACAAGCCUUCGUACAGCAGAGGAAACUUACGAGAAAAAUUUAAGUGAGAAAGUGAAGGAAAUUAGCAGCCUAACCCAGCUUACCGAAGAGUUAAAAGAGAGCGCCGAGGAAGCCCACAGCACGCUUGCUGCUGUGUCUGAAGAAAGAGAGCAGCUGCUUUACCGGGUGAAGGAGCUUGAUGUCUUAGCAGAGCUGCGGGCUCAGGUCCGAGAACUGGAAACCAGCCUUGCAGAAGCAGAAAAGCAAAGAGGUCUGGACUAUGAGAGCCAGAAGGCUCAGCACAGCCUACUCACGGAGCAGAUCCACAGCCUGAGCAUGGAAGCCAGAUCUAAAGAUGUGAAAAUUCAGGCUUUACAGAGAGAGCUGGAUGGUGUGCAACUACAGUUUUCUGAACAGGGGACACAGAUGAAAAGCCUGCAGAGCCAGCUACAGACGAAGGAAAGUGAAGUGCUAGAGGGAGCAGAGCGUGUGAGGGACAUCUCAAAGGAGAUGGAAGGACUGUCGCAGCUACUUUCCCAGAAAGAACUGGAGAUAGCCAAAAUGGACCAACUCUUGUUAGAGAGAAAGAAAGACGUGGAGACACUCCAGCAAACCAUCCAGGAGAAGGAUCAGCAAGUGACGGAACUCAGCUUCAGUAUGACCGAGAAAAUGGUUCAGCUUAAUGAAGAGAAAUUCUCUCUUGGGGUCGAAAUUAAGACUCUGAAGGAACAGCUCAAUUUAUUAUCCCGAGCUGAAGAAGCAAAAAAAGAGCAGGUAGAAGAGAGUGGAGUUGGGUCCAGCCUUGACGAGUCGAGCGCAGGGGGGCCGGUGAGUAAAGAGGGGCUUCAGCAGGAACUAGAGCGGCUGAGGAAAGAAAGCGAGCAGAGAAAACGGAAACUGCAGGCAGCGCUGAUCAACAGAAAGGAGCUACUGCAGAAAGUCAGCAAGUUGGAGGAGGAGUUAGCCAAGGUGAGAGAGGAGUCCAGGAAAGAGGUUCCCCUCGGGGAGAGUGAGAGGAGAAAGCUGGAGGAAGACAGAGAGAACAAAGAUGACCCCGAAAAAUGUAGGACUUCUAAGUGGCAAGAAAUAGAAGUUGAUUUAAAACAGACACUAUCUGAAAAAGAGGUGGAACUGGAGGGCAUAAGGAGGGAUUUAAAAGAAAAGACAGCGGCAGAAGAAGAGUUACAGGCUGUGGUCCAACGGAUGACGCAGGACCUGCAGAGUAAGACAAAGCAGAUAGAUUUGCUUCAAGAAGAGAUCACUGAAAACCAAGCAACUAUUCAGAAGUUAAUCAUAGGCACCAUGGAUGCUGGGGAUGGAGACUCAGCAGCACCUGUAAAAGAAACAGUGGUGAGCAGCCCAUCCAGUGCAGGUGGUGGAGAACACUGGAAACCAGAGCUGGAGGGAAAGAUACUAGACCUUGAGAAAGAAAAGACACAACUUGAAAAGAAGCUUCAAGAAGCCUUAAUUUCCCGUAAGGCAAUUCUACAAAAGGCACAAGAGCAAGAGAAACAUCUAAAGGAAGCACUCAAGGAGCAGAGGGCUGCUUUCCGUCACCUGCAGAAACAGUUUGAUGAGCAGAGCAAGGAAAAUGAGAACAUUGUGGGCCAGCUAAGGCAAUUCCAGUGUCAAGCAAGGGAGUCUAUAGACAGACAGCUCCCAGGCACUGACCAGCAGGAACCUGGUCUUCCCACCCAAAGUUUAGAAGGCAGUUCACUUGAAGAAACAGAGCCUGCUUCAGAAUCUGACUUACAUGCGGUUCAGCCUUCUCACCCUGGAGAGACAGCAGCCCUCCAAGCUACUGUUUCUGUUGCCCAGAUUCAGGCCCAGUUGAAAGAAAUGGAGGUUGAGAAAGAAGAGCUAGAGUUGAAAGUUAGUUCUACAGCAAGUGAGCUGGCCAAAAAAUCAGAAGAAGUGUUUCUGUUACAAGAACAGAUACAUGAACAGGGUUUAGAAAUCCAGAAUUUGAAGGCAGUAUCCCACGAAGCCAAGGCCCACGCAGAGUGGCUGAAGCAGGAAUUGGAAAGCAGCCAGUUGAAAAUUGCUGAACUGGAACAUCUGAAAACAUUACAGCCUGAACUAGACGCACUGCAAAAGCACAUGGGCCAGAAGGAAGAAGAGGUCAGCUACCUUUCUGGACAGCUUAGUGAGAAAGAACAGACCCUCACCACAGUACAGACAGAAAUGGUGGAGCAGGAGCGUUUAAUCAAGGCUCUGCACACACAGCUGGAAAUGCAAGCCAAGGAGCAUGAGGAGAGGCUAAAGCAGGUCCAGGUGGAAAUUUGUGAGCUAAAGAAGAAGCCAACAGAGCUUGAGGAAGAAACUAAGGCAAAGCAACAAUUACAGAGGAAACUGCAGGCUGCCCUCAUCUCCCGGAAGGAGGCACUCAAAGAAAACAAGAGUCUGCAAGAGCAGUUGUCCUCAGCCAGAGAUGCUGUUGAACGCCUGACCAAGUCUCUGGCCGAUGUAGAAAGCCAGGUUUCUGUUCAGAAUCAAGAGAAAGAUGCAUUCCUAGGAAAGUUAGCCCUUCUUCAGGAAGAGAGAGACAAACUCAUUGUAGAAAUGGACAGGUCUUUACUGGAAAAUCAGAGCCUUGGUGGCUCUUGCGAAAGCCUGAAACUAGCUCUGGAGGGCCUCACUGAAGACAAGGAAAAGCUGAUGAAGGAGCUGGAGUCUGUGAGAUGUUCUAAGAUCGCAGAGAGCACCGAAUGGCAGGAGAAGCACACGGAGCUGCAGAAGGAGUAUGAAGUUCUCCUGCAGUCCUACGAGAAUGUGAGCAAUGAAGCAGAGAGGAUUCAGCACGUAGUGGAGAGCGUGAGGCAAGAGAAGCACGAGCUGUGUGCAAAGUUAAGGAGCACAGAGUCAGACAAGAGAGAGAGAGAGAAGCAGCUGCAGGACGCAGAACGGGAGAUGGAGGAGAUGAAAGAGAAGAUGAGAAAGUUCGCCAAGUCCAAGCAACAGAAGAUUCUUGAGCUAGAGGAAGAAAAUGACCGGCUUAGAGCGGAGGCCCCGCCUGUGGGAGGAGCCAGUGAAAGCAUGGAAGCUCUUCUUUCUUCCAAUUCCAGCUUGAAGGAGGAGCUAGAAAGGAUCACGUUGGAGUAUAAAACCCUUUCUAAGGAGUUUGAGGCUUUAACGGCAGAGAAGGACGCUCUGAGUGAAGAGACUCGAAAUCUAAAGCUUCGGGUAGAAGCUCGAGUACUGAGACAAGCUAGCCUGGAGGCCACUGAGAAAUCUGAUGAGCCAAAGGAUGUCAUUGAAGAGGUAACUGAAGCUGUGGUGGGCAAGUCUCAAGAACAAGAUUCUCUGAGUGAAAGCGCCAAGCUUGAAGAUUCGGAAGCUAUUCUGUUGGCUAACGGUGCCAAGCCUGGUGUUAGUGAGACUUUCAGCUCACACGAUGACAUUAAUAACUACCUCCAGCAGCUUGAUCAGCUUAAAGGGAGAGUUGCUGAGUUAGAGAUGGAGAAACAGAAAGACAGGGAACUUAGCCAGACUUUAGAAAAUGAGAAAAAUGCCCUACUGACUCAGAUAUCUGCAAAGGAUAGUGAGCUAAAGCUCCUGGAGGAAGAAGUCGCCAAGAUAAACACGCUAAAUCAGCAAAUCCAAGAAGAGCUCUUCAGAGUUACCAAGCUGAAAGAGGCGGCAGAAGAGGAGAAAGACGAUUUAGAAGAGAGGCUGAUGAAUCAACUGGCGGAACUUAAUGGAAGCAUUGGGAAUUAUUACCAGGAUGUUACAGAUGCCCAAAUAAAAAACGAGCAACUAGAGUCUGAAAUGCGGAACCUUAAAAGGUGUGUGAGUGAAUUAGAAGAAGAAAAGCAACAGCUGGUCAAGGAAAAGACCAAGGUGGAGUCAGAAAUACGAAAAGAGUACAUGGAAAAGAUACAAGGUGCCCAGAAAGGACCUGGUAAUAAAAGCCAUGCAAAGGAGCUGCAGGAGCUGCUGAAGGAGAAGCAGCAGGAAGUGAAGCAGCUGCAGAAGGACUGCCUCAGGUACCUAGAGAGGAUCAGUGCCCUGGAGAAGACCGUCAAGGCCCUCGAGUUUGUUCACACUGAAUCCCAAAAGGAUUUGGAUGUAACUAAAGGAAAUCUGGCCCAGGCGGUUGAACACCGCAAAAAGGCACAAGCUGAAUUAUCUAGCUUUAAGAUACUGCUAGAUGACACCCAAAGCGAAGCUGCCAGAGUGCUGGCAGACAACCUCAAAUUGAAAAAGGAGCUUCAGUCAAACAGAGAAUCCAUCAAAAGCCAGAUAAAACAAAAAGAUGAAGACCUCGUGCGAAGACUGGAGCAAGCAGAAGAGAAACACAGAAAAGAGAAGAAGAACAUGCAAGAGAAGCUGGAGGCUUUGCACAGAGAAAAGGCCCAUGUGGAAGACACGCUUGCAGAGAUUCAAGUCAGCCUGAGCAGGAAAGACAAGGAAGUGAAGGAGCUGCAGGAGAGCCUGGACAGCACCUUGGCCCAGCUCGCAGCCUUUACUAAGAGCAUGUCAUCCCUCCAGGAUGACCGGGACAGGGUGAUCGAUGAGGCUAAGAAAUGGGAGCGCAGGUUUGGUGAUGCCAUUCAAACCAAAGAGGAAGAAGUCAGACUCAAAGAGGAGAACUGCAUUGCUCUAAAGGAUCAGCUCCGGCAAAUGGCCAUCCGCAUGGAGGAACUGGAGAUCACCGUCUCCAGGCUAGAACAUGACAAGGAGAUUUGGGAGUCCAAGGCCCAGACUGAGCUGCAGCAUCAACAGAAGGCUUAUGAUAAGCUGCAAGAGGAAAAUAAAGAACUAAUGUCCCAGUUGGAAGACGCUCGACAACUGUAUCAUGAUUCUAGGAAUGAACUGACUAAGUUAGAAUCAGAACUUAAGAGUCUCAAAGACCAGUCAACUGAUUUAAAUAACUCUUUAGAAAAAUGUAAAGAACACAAAAACAACUUGGAAGGGGUCAUAAAGCAGCAAGAAACUGAUAUCCAAAAUUGUAAGUUCAGUUGUGAACAACUGGAGAGUGACCUAAAGGCCUCCAGAGAGCUAACCAGUCGGCUGCAUGACGAAAUCAGUAUGAAGGAACAGAAGAUUAUAAGCCUGCUUUCUGGCAAGGAAGAGGCGAUCCAGCUAGCUGUUGCGGAACUGCACCAACAGCACAGUAAAGAGAUGAAAGAACUAGAAAACCUGCUGUCCCAGGAGGAAGAGGAGAAUGUGGCCUUGGAAGAGGAAAACAAAAGGGCCAUUGAGAAAACCAAUCAGCUCGCAGAAGCACUGGAAACGAUCAAGAAGGAGAGCUUUGAGCAGAAGGCGCAGUUAGAUUCUUUUGUUAAGUCGAUGUCCUCUCUCCAGGAUGACCGGGACCGCAUAGUCAGUGACUAUCGACAGCUGGAAGAGCGACAUCUCUCUGUAAUCUUGGAAAAGGACGAACUCAUCCAAGAUGCUGCUGCUGAGAAUAAUAAACUGAAGGAGGAAAUUCGAGGGUUGCGAAGUCAUAUGGAUGACCUCAAUUCUGAGAACGCCAAGCUUGACGCCGAGCUGAUCCAGUAUAGGCGGGACCUGAACGAAGUGAUAGCCAUAAAGGACUCUCAGCAGAAGCAGCUCCUUGAUGCUCAACUACAGCAGAAUAAAGAGCUGAGAAGUGAGUGUGCAAAGCUAGAAGAAAGGCUGAAGGAGUCCGAAGCAGAGAAGCAAAGCCUGCAGAUGUCCUCUGAUGCCCUGCAGGAGGAGAAACAAGGUUUAUCUAAAGAAAUCAAAAACUUAAAGAUGCAGUUGACAGCCUUACAGGAAGAAGGUACCCUAGGUGUCUACCAUGCCCAACUGAGAGCAAAAGAAGAGGAGGUCCAGAGGUUAAAUGUGGCUCUGUUCUCUUCUCAGAAGAGAACUGCAGAUCUGGAAGAGGAGUUAGUUUGUGUGCAGAAGGAAGCUACCAGGAAGGUAAAUGAAAUUGAAGACAAGCUGAGGAAGGAGCUGAAGCAUCUCCAUCAUGACGCAGGGAUAAUGCGAAACGAAACAGAAACAGCUGAAGAGAGGGUGGCAGAGCUGGCGAGAGACCUCGUUGAGAUGGAACAGAAGUUGCUUAUGGUAACCAAAGAGAAUAAGGAUCUUACGGCGCAGAUUCAGGCCUUUGGAAGGUCAAUGAGUUCCUUGCAGGACAGCAGAGAUCAUGCCACUGAAGAGCUUGGUGACCUGAAGAAGAAGUAUGAUGCCAGUCUGAAGGAGCUGGCCCAGCUGAGAGGGCAGCAGGACUUGAGCAGAGAGAGUGACGUUCUUUCCCAGGCUGCCUUUCCCCUGUCCUCCUCUGAGAACAUCUUAUCCCGCCUUGAGAAACUGAACCAGCAGCUCACAUCCAAAGAUGAGCAAUUGCUUCACUUAUCGUCAGAACUAGAAAGUUCUCACAACCAAGUGCAGUCCUUCUCCAAGGCCAUGACCAGUCUACAGAAUGAGAGAGAUCACCUGUGGAGUGAGCUGGAGAAAUUCCGGAAGUCGGAGGAAGGGAAGCAGAGAGCUGCAGCCCCUUCACCUGCCUCCAGCCCAGCGGAAGUACAGAGCUUGAAAAAAGCCAUGUCUUCACUCCAGAAUGACAGAGAUCGAUUGCUGAAGGAACUGAAGAAUCUGCAGCAGCAGUACUUACAGAUGAACCAAGAGAUGACCGAGCUCCGCCCGCUGAAGGCUCAGCUCCAGGAAUCUCAAGAUCAGACAAAAGCACUGCAGAUGAUGAAGGAGGAGCUCAGGCAGGAAAACCUCUCCUGGCAGCACGAGCUGCAUCAGCUCAGAAUGGAGAAGAAUUCCUGGGAGCUGCAUGAGAGGAGAAUGAAGGAACAGUACCUUAUGGCCAUCUCAGAUAAAGAUCAGCAGCUUGGUCAUCUGCAGAGUCUCCUGAGGGAGCUGAGGUCUUCCUCCCAGACUCAGAUUCUCCCGGCACAGUACCAGCGACAGGCAUCCCCAGAGACAUCGGCUUCCCUUGAUGGGUCACAAAACCUAGUUUAUGAGACAGAACUUCUCAGGACUCAGCUCAAUGACAGCUUAAAGGAAAUUCAUCAGAAGGAGCUAAGAAUUCAGCAGCUAAACAGCAAGUUCUCUCAGCUGCUCGAAGAGAAGAACGUCCUCUCCACCCAGCUCAGUGAUGCCAGCCAGAGUCUCCGUGAGAACCAGCACCACUACAGUAACCUCUUCAACCACUGUGCCAUCCUGGAGAAGCAGGUGCAGAAGCUGCAGGCGGGGCCACUAAAUGCAGAUGUUGCUCCAGGAGCGCCCCAGGAAAAGGAUGGAAUUCACAGAAAGAAUGAACCUGAGACCAUAGGGGAGGAACAGCCAAGCUUUUCCGAGGUCCAGCAGCAGCUGUGCAACACUAAACAAGAGCUGAGUGAGUUAAAGAAGCUGCUGGAAGAAGAACGAGACCAAAGACUGACCGCUGAAAAUGCACUCUCCCUGGCCGAGGAGCAGAUCAGACGGUUGGAGCACAGCGAAUGGGAUUCGGCCCGGACUCCUAUCAUUGGUGCCUGUGGCUCUCAGGAGCAGGCGCUGUUGUUAGAUCUCCCAGGCAAUAGCUGUCGAAGGACCCGGAGUGGUGCUGGAUGGAAGCGGGUCCUGCGUUCACUCUGCCAUUCUCGGACCCGAGUACCACUGCUCGCAGCCGUCUACUUCCUAAUGAUUCAUGUUUUGCUGGUUCUGUGUUUCACGGGUCACCUAUAAACUUGUCUCUUGACUGCAACUCUCGAACUUGUAAUUCCUUCAUCUCUAGUGUCAGGAUUGUCGAUUCCACAGCAGCCUUCUCACUUUCAGCCCAUCCACCUCUUCUUGGAAAGUGCCUGUGAGAACAGAGGACGGGUGGGACAGUAAGGCCUGCCAUAGCUGCUUUCCUUUCACAACUGUGCUUGGUCUGAGCAGCUUCCCAGAUGUGCUGUGCUCACUGCUCUUCAGCUGUGGCUGAUCCACAUCCUGUGCAGCCUUGUAGGAUGCUGGGAGAGGCCUUCCAGCCAUGCCAACAAGAUGGUUCCAAUAAACACAGUAAUCUGGA
Arvicanthis niloticus (Nile rat) is the source of this 10179-nucleotide messenger RNA. RefSeq names its product golgin B1 (gene Golgb1). The record is from RefSeq and is a predicted model, not a curated record. Gene Ontology annotation, cellular component: membrane; cis-Golgi network; endoplasmic reticulum-Golgi intermediate compartment. NCBI's taxonomy places the organism in Eukaryota, Metazoa, Chordata, Mammalia, Rodentia, Muridae.